Messenger RNA from Phycomyces blakesleeanus NRRL 1555(-), 2442 nucleotides. RefSeq lists its product as hypothetical. Bases 1 to 2442 code for a protein of 813 amino acids. Gene Ontology annotation, molecular function: microtubule minus-end binding; gamma-tubulin binding. Gene Ontology annotation, cellular component: gamma-tubulin small complex; centrosome; equatorial microtubule organizing center. The transcript has 11 exons. Lineage: Eukaryota; Fungi; Mucoromycota; Mucoromycetes; Mucorales; Phycomycetaceae. Gene Ontology annotation, biological process: cytoplasmic microtubule organization; mitotic cell cycle; microtubule nucleation. The record is from RefSeq and is a predicted model, not a curated record.
AUGAAAAACAUCCAUCACCAAAUACUGGGUUUGUCACUGCCAUUUGCCGCGUUCUUUCUCUUUUAUAUUAUCAUGGCACGUCCGCGUAGCACUACUCGCCCGUCUUCACCCGCAUCGCCAUCCCAUCGACCUAUAAUCAGCACGGCACAGCCACAAUCUCCACAAGAAGGUCGCAGUCGUGCCACAACCAAUGCAGGAACCCCACGACAAAGCGCACUCUUGACUGAGAGACAAGUCAAAAAGGAAUAUGCAGCAAUAGAAGAUUUACUCUUUGUGCUCAUGGGAAUCGAUGGUAUAUUCAUCAAGAUUGUUUAUCCUAAAGCUGUAAACGAAGACGAUGAUCCAAUGGAAGAUACUCACCCAUCAUUCAUCCGCAUCAUAGACCCUAGUGUACGCCAUUUGGUUGAAAAAAUAUUACCCUUAGCAACGUAUUAUAUAUCUGUCAAUGCAUUUGUCGAACAGUAUUCUCGAUUUGAGUAUGGCACCAUAAAUCAUGCCCUUUGUUCAGGAAUGCAUGUAUUUUUAAAGGAAUAUUUAACCUUUAUUGCCCAACUUGAACACCAAUUCCAAACAUCGGCUACAUUUACACUCCAACGUUUCUGGUUCUAUGCCCAAGAAACUCUUCAAGAUAUGUCUGCUCUCCACAGUCUAACCAUGAAAAUACGAAAUCUAUCAAAAGAAGAUGAUUCUACCGGAAUGGAAGAGGAUCUUGACGCUGUACUAGAAGAACUUGUCGGCGAGAAUAAAUCAGACGAAGUUCAUAUUCCAGAAUGGCAAAAAGGAGGUGCAAUACUAAAUGUUCUUGCUGAUCGACUGGUCGGGUUGAGUGGAAACCCAAAAUGCAAGAAAAUCUAUUCAUUUCUGCUUGCAUGUGCAUCUGCUCCAUAUUCUCACAUACUUAAUUUAUGGAUAUAUCGGGGAGAAAUUAACGAUACUUACAAUGAAUUUAUGAUUGUCGAGAAGAAAAGCAUUAAGAAAGAGACACUCAAAGAAGACUUCAACGACUCAUAUUGGGAAACACGUUAUUCGAUACGAGAGGGCCAUGUACCAAGAUUUCUAGAGCCAUUGAUGACGCAAAUACUUCUUGCUGGAAAAUAUCUCAAUGUUGUGAGAGAGUGUGGUAAGAGUUUUUCAGAGGUUAAUAACAUAUUUAUGUGUGCGUGUAUAAUUCCUAGAUUUGUGAAAAAUCUCGAUAUAGCCUACAGAUAUGCAAACCAUACUUUACUGAACCUGUUGCUAAAAGAACAGCAACUAAUUGCUCGUCUUCGCUCGUUGAAACAUUACUUCUUUCUUGAUCAAUCAGAUUUCUUAACUUCUUUUUUGGAUUUGGCCCGUGACGAAUUAAAACAACCAGCCAAAGACAUAUCUCUCACCCGCCUCCAAUCUUUGAUGGAUCUUGUAUUACGCAAUCCUUCAUCAGUCGCUGCCUACGAUCCAUUCAAAGAGGAUGUUAAAAUAUCUAUGAGCUCUCAUCGUCUGAUCGACCAAUUACUGCGUGUUAUUAAUGUAGCGGGUAUGGAUAGUCUACCAACAGAGAUGUUUCCUGGAACAAAAAACCCUAGAUGGACUAUAGGAAGUGGUCAUAUUGAUACACCUGCGCACGCAACACAUCUGCCUGAGCGUAGUCAAAGCAUGGCAGGAAGUGUAAUAGGUGGAGCACAAAAUGUGUUAACAGGAUACGAGGCUUUUACUUUAGACUAUACCGUGACUUUUCCAUUGUCUCUUGUUAUCUCUCGCAAAGCUCUUACAAAGUAUCAACUACUUUUCCGUCACUUGCUUUAUUUGAAGCACGUCGAGGAGUCGCUGUGUGCAAAAUGGAUAGAUCAAAAACAUGCACGCUGGAGACAAACUUCCAGAAAUCCUGAAAUUGAAGCAUGGAAGUACCGAAUAUAUUCUCUACGAACUCGAAUGUUGGCUUUUGUUCAACAGUUUGCUUAUUAUAUCGCAAACGAAGUUCUCGAACCAAACUGGGCACGCCUGGAAACCAACCUUACAAAAGCCUCUACUGUUGAUCAAGUUUUACAGUACCACUCAGAUUUUCUGGACGAAUGCUUGAAAGAGUGCAUGCUUACAAAUGCCAAGCUGCUAAAGAUUUACAACAAGCUGACAGGCUAUUGCACAUACUUUACUAAACUCGCAGAGCAAUUCAACGAAAUACUUAAUCAACUCGAGGAGCAACAGCAAGUAAAUGUUCUCGGCGUACCCAGAGGAGGUAUUGGGGCCAAGAGCACCUUGGCCGCCAGUCUCGAAAAUUCAAAUCUUACACUCGCUAAAAUCGAGGAUGCCUUCCUAUUCCACAUUGGGCUUUUGAUUGAGGCCUUGAAUUAUUAUUCAGCCACCGAGACCGUCCAGUUCCUAUCGCUUGUUGUUCGGAUCGAUUAUAAUCUGUUUUAUAAAGCCAACACUGGGCGUGAACGGCGCUCUGAUAGAAAUCCUGCCUAA